CGGCGGGGAGAAGGGGAGGCGGCGGGUCACUCUGACAGCGUUCGGUCUGCCCGCCGCCAUGUUGGUGAGGGCGGCGGCGGCGGCGGCAAGCUCGCCCGGGUUGCUGCGGCGGUUGUGGCGGGGCGGGGGGAGCGGGGCCGCCGCUUGUUUCCCGCUGGGGCGGGCGCUGCUGGACGUGCGGGGGGCGGAGGCCGGCGUCUUCCUUCAGGGGCUGCUGACGAACGACGUCACGCCGCUGGUAGCGGGGAACGGCGCUCCCGCCGCGCUGUAUGCGCAUGCGCUCAACGUGCAGGGCCGCUGUCUGUAUGACCUCAUUCUCUACAGGCUUCACGAGAGUCCAGAAGAAGAGCCACACAUCCUGCUGGAGUGUGACAGCGGCGUGCUGGACACCAUACAAAAACAUCUGAAACUGUACAAGAUCCGGAGGAAAGUAAACAUCACCCCUUGCCUUGACCUCUCUUUGUGGGCCGUUGUCCCCGGGGAGCGGGCUGGAGACAUUGCCAGUUCCCUCGCUAAAUGUGCAGACCAGGCUCUGAUUUUAACUCCUGACCCAAGAACAGAAGUCAUGGGCUGGAGACUGAUUGCAAAGAAAGGAGCAAAUCUAUUGGAGAUUAUCCCUGGGAGUCAUAUUGGAAACAUUGAGGAUUACCACAGGCACAGGUAUAAACAAGGAAUUCCCGAAGGUGUGAAAGAUCUCCCUCCUGGAGUAGCCCUCCCACUGGAAUCAAACCUAGCCUACAUGAAUGGCAUCAGCUUUACCAAAGGCUGUUACAUUGGACAGGAGUUGACAGCCAGGACCUACCAUAUGGGUGUCAUUCGCAAACGUCUGCUGCCAGUCCACUUUUCAACUCCUCUUCCCAAGGACAGCAUUCCCGAGGGUGCCGAGAUCUUAACCGAAUCGGGAAAGUCGGCCGGCAAGUUUCGGGCUGGAGGAGGUGAACUUGGUAUAGCUUUGCUGAGGUUAGCUAAUAUAAAUGAACCACUCUGCCUAAAUAUAGCGGGUAAUAAAGUGAAGCUCACUGCAAGUAUACCCGAGUGGUGGCCAAAACCUGCUAGUAAAUAAAUGAGGAACCACCACUUGCACAUUUGCCUUAUUGAGAAUGUAUUUUGUGUGAUAAGUUUGGGAAGGCGACUCUGCCUUCGGCUGUUGUUUGUGGUGUUUGAUGGGGGGGCAUUACAGGAUUCUUCAAACUGGAACCUAAACCAGCGGCAGGUCGCUGAGUACAGGAGGAUAAUCUGUUAAGUGUUGUGGAGAGAUCCGUACAGGGUACGCAGGGAAGUGUACCUUUUCCUGAGGGUGCCCUGUAUUUUUUUAGGGGGUUACACAUGUCGUUGGGUUGGAAUUGCUGAAUUUUCAGUCCAGCACUCGCUCAAUCUGACUGUGCUCUGCACAGCGUGCAGUGUGUGUUCAGACUGAAGCGAGUGACGGGAGCAGGAGUUUCCCCAUUGUGUACACUGAGUGUUUCUGUUCAGAAUAACCAUUCUGUGGUAGUGUAAUUUUUUUUUUUUUAAUGGAGAGCAUGCUGCUCUCACCUUGCCUAAGAUACAUACUCAGGCUAAAGUGUUCACUGCAAAUUACUCCUUGCAUUGAGCUUCUUCUUAAACCUGCUGAUUGGGUGGGUGUUUUUCCCACCACUCUAACUGCUAAUUAUGUUCAGGAAGAGGAAUGCCUUGUACUCCACAUUUCAGACCUUGAUUUUAGUAAGUCAUCCCCGGUGGGAAAGCUCUCAAAGAUCCUGGUCCCCGUCUUCAGCGCCGGCAGAGGGAGCACAGCCAGCAGCAGCCAGCUCCUCUGCCCUUCCUGACCUCGGUCAUUCACGCUUCCUUCAAACAAUUGUUUUAGAGAGGAAAGUGGUAUUUUACAGAAAUAAGGUGCACUGGUGCGUGCCCUGGGGUGACUGUUGUAUUGGUGUGCUGGUGCUUGGCAGAAUAAUCGCUUACUAGAAGCACGUGCCCUCCAGUUGCCGACAACAGUUGAGGGGUGGAUUUUUUUGGCAUCAACAUCUUUGCUCUGUCAUCUUGUAGAAAAAUCCUCUGCACUUUCCUGAAGCUUUUGGCAGGGGUUUCCUCACUCCCUCCACAAAGCUGGUGAAGGGACAGCGUCUCCCCAUCUCGGACCUUGGCUCCGUCCCUCAGCGUUAAGCUGCAGUCCCUGGAGAAGGGGUUAAUGCCACACGUGCUCUUGGCUUAGCCUGGAGUUCCUGAGGGAGGAUUUUCAUCACAUUCGCUUCUCUGGCUGCUUCAACUCCACGCUUGUUCUGAGAAUUCUCUGUACCCCUCGUACAAAAACCUCUCUGCUGCCGUCUCCAGCUGAGGUUUUCUUCAUCCACCAUCCCCUCUGGGUGUUCAGAGCACCCCAGUAUUUCAGCAUGUCUUUGCUGCAUUUUUCUGGCUCCCGCUCCUCUUCUGUCUUUGCACUUUUUCUUGCUUCUGCAGUCAAUGUAUUCCCCUUUGCCCCCUGCCCCAAAGCCAACCACCUCUGUGCCUGCUAACCCUGCCAGUCUGCAGUAAUUUACAGCAGCCCUAUGUAUUUUUGUAUUACAAUCAAUCCAUUGCACGCCCGCUCUUAGAACGGCACGUGUGUGGAAGGGAGUGAUGAGAGAGAUGAGCAGGUGAUAUCCCAUGCAGACCAAAAAAACACUUCUUGCAUGCAUAUUUGUGAGAAAAAACGUCCAAAGCACAUUCUACCGAUGUUUUGAUGUCACUGUUACUGUGAAAGGAAUUUAUCUGUGAAAAAUGCUCAUAUUGGUUAAAACUCUUUAUGCUUGCUGUAAAAUGAGUUUGUGGAAUAUCUCAUUAAAAGUUUAUUGUAUCAGUAAUUUAAAGGUGACUUGUCUGAAAGAGAAGAGACGCUACCUUUUAUUUACCUUAUGUGAAGAUACACAACAGAAUACUUUUUUGGGUAGCUUGCUGACAAGAAAUGUGUCUUACGCUGUUCGUCACCCCUUUGUCAGGUUUGAGAUUGCUAACAAAGUCUUUCUGCUGGAAAAAUAAAUGAAACGGCAGUGCCUCGCCCUUUCUGGAUCCUCCGAGAGUGACAAAGGCGAGACUGUGCUGCCCGUGUUGAUGCCGCUUUGCCAGAAGCAGCUUUUCCUCUCUGCUGCCCAUUGUGCAAAGC
Haliaeetus leucocephalus (bald eagle) is the source of this 3118-nucleotide messenger RNA. RefSeq names its product IBA57, iron-sulfur cluster assembly homolog (S. cerevisiae) (gene IBA57). The record is from RefSeq and is a predicted model, not a curated record. Lineage: Eukaryota; Metazoa; Chordata; Aves; Accipitriformes; Accipitridae. Gene Ontology annotation, molecular function: protein binding. The transcript has 3 exons. Gene Ontology annotation, cellular component: mitochondrial matrix. The coding region runs from base 59 to 1063 and encodes 334 amino acids.